Messenger RNA from Penicillium oxalicum, 2529 nucleotides. Its product is annotated as SLC26/SulP family anion transporter. NCBI's taxonomy places the organism in Eukaryota, Fungi, Ascomycota, Eurotiomycetes, Eurotiales, Aspergillaceae. Gene Ontology annotation, cellular component: membrane. The transcript is spliced from 3 exons. Gene Ontology annotation, biological process: transmembrane transport. The coding region runs from base 1 to 2529 and encodes 842 amino acids. Gene Ontology annotation, molecular function: secondary active sulfate transmembrane transporter activity. The record is from RefSeq and is a predicted model, not a curated record.
AUGUCAGACGAGGGCUCGGCCAACAAAUUGGGCCGACUCCUGGCCAAGGGUCUGGGAAUCAAAGUCGCCUAUCGGGAUCCCUUAGGGGCUUCAGCAGAUCCCGUCACUCGUGGCGAGUCGACGUUCUCUGUCGGCACCGUCGAUACCUAUUCAUAUAAUGAACCCGAGCCCACGACUCUUGAAUGGCUUCAUGAAAUCACUCCCACCGGGCAGCAGGUGCUGCAUUAUAUCAUCAGCUUGUUUCCCUUCUUACAAUGGAUCGGCCGGUACAAUGUGCAGUGGUUGCUCGGCGAUCUAGUUGCUGGAAUCACGGUCGGUGCUGUUGUGGUCCCCCAAGGAAUGGCAUACGCCAAACUGGCGGCGUUACCCGUCGAGUUUGGUCUGUACUCAUCCUUCAUGGGGGUUCUGCUCUACUGGUUCUUUGCCACUUCCAAGGAUAUCACCAUCGGACCGGUUGCCGUCAUGUCCACUCUGACGGGUACAAUUGUCCUUGAUGUGGCGGAAAAAUUCCCCGACGUUCCCGCUCAUGAGGUGGCAUCGACGCUGGCAGUGAUCUUGGGUGGGAUCGUGUGCUUCCUGGGUCUCGUCAGACUCGGAUUCAUUGUCGAUUUCAUCCCUCUGCCCGCCAUCUCUGCCUUCAUGACUGGCUCUGCCAUUAACAUUUGUGUGGGUCAGGUCACCACCUUGCUGGGUCAAACCACCAAAGUCAACACCCGUGGUGCCACUUACCGAACGGUCAUCGAUACCCUCAAGGCACUUCCCAGCUCCUCGCUGGAUGCUGCCAUGGGAAUCACGGCCUGUGCCAUGCUGUACAUUAUCCGAUCUGCGUGCACAUACGCGGCGAAGAAGCAGCCCCAUCGCGCAAAGACUUGGUUCUUCAUCUCUACUCUGCGUACGGUAUUUGUGAUUUUGUUCUACACCAUGAUCAGUGCGGCGGUGAACCUCCACCGCAAGGACCACCCCGCCUUUGGUCUUUUGGGCCAUGUACCUCGAGGAUUCCAACACGCGGCCGUGCCGAAGAUGAAUGCGGACGUCAUCGGAGCUUUUGCCGGACAGCUUCCCGCCGCGGUGAUCGUGCUUCUGAUCGAGCACAUUGCCAUCUCCAAGUCCUUUGGCCGCGUGAACAACUACACCAUCAACCCUUCCCAAGAAUUCGUGGCGAUCGGUGUCAGUAACUUGCUCGGCCCCUUCCUGGGUGCCUACCCCGCGACCGGAUCCUUCUCGCGCACGGCGAUCAAGUCCAAGGCCGGUGUUAGGACCCCGCUGGCCGGCGUGAUCACCGCCGUGGUGGUUCUUCUCGCCAUCUACGCCCUCCCGGCCCUCUUCUUCUACAUCCCUCGUGCUUCCCUCGCCGGGGUCAUCAUCCACGCCGUGGGUGAUCUGAUCACUCCCCCCAACACGGUCUACCAGUUCUGGCGCGUCGCCCCGCUGGAUGUCAUCAUCUUCUUCAUUGGAGUCAUUGUCACCAUCUUCACCUCGAUCGAGAUUGGUAUCUAUUGCACCAUGGUCGUAUCCUUGGCGGUGCUACUGUUUCGCUUGGCCAAAGCCCAGGGUCAGUUCCUGGGCAAGGUCAAGGUUCAUUCCGUCGUGGGCGAUCAUCUUCUCGACGGAGACGGCAAGUAUGGCUCCCUCGGUGCCAACCGUACCUCGUCCAAUGAUGAGGACCACGCUCAUCGAUCGAUCUUCCUGCCUGUCAACCACGCCGACGGGUCCAACCCGGAUAUUGAGAUCGAGCAGCCUCACCCCGGCAUCUUCAUCUAUCGAUUCUCCGAGGGCUUCAAUUACCCGAAUGCCAACCACUACACCGACUACUUGGUGCAGACGAUCUUCCAGCACACUCGUCGCACGAACCCUGCCGCGUUCCGUAAACCCGGCGACCGUCCAUGGAAUGACCCCGGUCCCCGACGCGGCCAGGAAGAGGAAAGCCAAGAUUCGCGCCCACUCCUGCAGGCUGUGAUCCUGGACUUUUCAUCGGUCAACAAUGUGGACGUGACCUCCAUUCAGAAUCUGAUUGACGUGCGAAACCAGCUCGACCUGUACGCCUCUCCCCGCAGCGUGCAGUGGCAUUUUGCUCACAUCAACAAUCGCUGGACGAAACGCGCACUCUCCGCUGCCGGGUUUGGCUUCCCCACGCCAACUUCCAGCAACGGGUUCCACCGGUGGAAACCCAUCUUCAGCGUGGCUGAGAUCGAGGGAAGCUCAUCGGCGGCCGCCCACGCGGAGAUGAUGAAUAACCAGCGUGAAUUGCAGUACCCCAAGGACGUCGAGUCUGGUCAAAAGGAGCAGUUAGCCACGGAGAUUGAGAGGCACGGCAUCGAGACCUCAUCGACCGAAGAAGGCUCCGCCACCACUCAUUCGAUUCACGAGGAUAAGUUGUCACGCGACUUGACGACGAGCAAAGCGUACAACAACACCCGCCGCAAGGUCGCUAUCGUGCAGGGCAUGAACAGGCCUUUCUUCCACAUUGACCUGACGAGCGCUCUUCAAAGUGCGGUAGCCAACUCAUCCAACGAGAUCCCGCAUGUCUGA